GGGGAAGAAACUUUGCUGAGGCUUUGUCAGCAGCUGCUUCUUGCCUGACAUCACUUGACCAGCACCUCUACUGUGAUGGGGCGGCAAAAGGACGUUCUUGCUACCAUUGAGGAGCACCUGAGAAUCAGAAACAAAUUAGUGCGGCAAGCACUGGCUGAGUGCCUGGGGACACUGAUCCUGGUGCUCUUCGGCUGUGGCUCCGUUGCGCAGAUCGUGCUCAGCAGAGGGUCUCAUGGAAGUUUCCUGACUGUCAACCUGGCCUUCGGCUUUGCUGUAACACUUGGCAUUCUGAUUGCGGGACAGAUAUCAGGUGGACACCUGAACCCAGCUGUCACUUUUGCCAUGUGCUUCUUGGCCCGGGAGCCCUGGAUCAAGCUGCCAAUUUAUGCCCUUGCACAAACCCUGGGGGCUUUCCUUGGAGCUGGCAUAGUCUUUGGGCUGUACUACGAUGCCAUCUGGGCUUUUGGCUCUAACCGGCUGUACACAAUAGGAGAGAAUGGCACUGCUGGUAUCUUUGCCACCUACCCAUCUGAGCAUCUGAAUGUUGUGAAUGGAUUCUUUGACCAGUUCAUUGGCACCGCCUCCCUCAUUGUCUGUGUCUUGGCUAUUGUUGAUCCCUUCAACAACCCCGUCCCCACAGGGCUGGAGGCUUUCACAGUUGGCUUUGUUGUCCUUGUUAUUGGAACCUCCAUGGGCUUCAACUCUGGCUAUGCUGUCAACCCUGCCAGGGACUUUGGGCCUCGUCUCUUCACAGCCAUCGCUGGCUGGGGUACGGAGGUGUUCGGGGCUUGCAACCAUUGGUGGUGGGUUCCAGUUGUUGCUCCUUUCCUUGGGGCAAUUGCAGGAGUGAUAGUCUACCAGCUGAUGAUUGGAUGUCACGAUGAGCCUUCACCACCUGCCUCUGAGCAGGAAACAGUCAAGCUGGCUAAUGUGAAGCACAAGGAGAGGGUCUGAGGAAGCUGCCACCCUGAUCUGGCAGGUAUUCAUUACUCAGGACUGCAAUUGGCAAAGAGGAGGAGAAGUUAAGAAGAGCUUCAAGAACAACAGGAAGAGUUUUUUACCUGUCUUGAGAUAUUCUAGUCUUUUUUUUUUUUUUUUUAUGUCCCUGAUGCAUUUGCUUUUGACAUUUCCCUGUAAGCCUUCCUCCAAAUGCAGUAUCAUGUAAUCUUUUCCUAAUAGAAGGGGAUUGAGGGCUGUAGGAGUCAGGAGAGAAGUGGGCAUUGCUGUCCAACAUGAGUCAGGUGUUCAAGAAUCUUCAGCUCUUUUGGGGCUGUGUUACUGAUGCUGCCUGUGACCUUGGCAAACUGCUUCCCUUCAAACCUGUGUUCCAAUCUGCAGAAUGGGGAUCAUGCAAAACUUAAAUCGUUUUGCUAGCGUGGAUUGGAAACUCCUACAUCCUGGAAAAAAUUUGCCUGUGAUUCUACUGUGGAUCAAAUUCUGCUUGAUGUUGUUCUAAAGUCAAUAACUUGACACCAGGAAUUAACGAGUCUAAAAGAUUUUUUUAUUGGCCAAACUUCUUAUAUCUCCCAUGAAUUCCUAGAACAUUGUAUCAAUCAACUGAUCCAUAACACCAACGCAGAGAGUAAGAGUGCACUGGAUUUUAAUUUAAUAUGAAGACAAAAUGUUUACAAACAAGUGCAGCCUGGUGUUCUAAUUUCAAAUUUUAAUAUUGCCAGCUCCUAGAGGAUCACACGUAGGAAAUCCUUGUUCUAGCCAGGGGCUAACCUAGACAGAAAGCUUGGCUCCCCGAAGCAGCCUUUCUAAUUAAUCAGCUUUUGUAUAUAAACUGCAAGCAGUUAACAGCCAAGAUCCACUGGAAACACGGUGUUGCUAAAGUUGCGUGUGUUCAUGUAAAUUUUACAAUACUGUUGUUGGUUGUUUGUUUUGUUUUUGGGUUGUGUUUUGUUUUUUUUUUUUUU
Messenger RNA from Pipra filicauda (Wire-tailed manakin), 1919 nucleotides. Its product is annotated as aquaporin-3. The transcript is spliced from 6 exons. Lineage: Eukaryota; Metazoa; Chordata; Aves; Passeriformes; Pipridae. The record is from RefSeq and is a predicted model, not a curated record. Bases 76 to 954 code for a protein of 292 amino acids. Gene Ontology annotation, biological process: water transport; glycerol transmembrane transport. Gene Ontology annotation, cellular component: plasma membrane; basolateral plasma membrane. Gene Ontology annotation, molecular function: glycerol channel activity; water channel activity; urea transmembrane transporter activity.